ACGUGAUGUAAAAUCGCGUCUAAUUUACGUUUAGGUAAAUUAUUAUUCGAUUUGCAAAUAAAAAUUUAUUAAACAUUUUGCCCAAACUCUUUAUAUUGUGGCAAUUAUUUCAAUUAAGUAGUGUUGCUCGCGACUAUAAUACAACAAAAUGCCGCGAAUAAUGAUAAAAGGAGGUGUAUGGAGAAACACCGAGGAUGAAAUUCUUAAAGCGGCGGUAAUGAAAUAUGGCAAAAAUCAGUGGUCACGUAUUGCGUCACUUUUGCAUCGUAAAUCCGCCAAGCAAUGUAAAGCCCGUUGGUACGAGUGGCUAGAUCCCAGCAUUAAAAAGACGGAAUGGUCACGGGAAGAAGAUGAAAAGUUAUUACACUUGGCCAAAUUAAUGCCAACUCAAUGGCGUACAAUUGCGCCAAUUAUUGGUCGAACUGCGGCCCAGUGCUUGGAGCGCUACGAAUAUCUGCUUGACCAAGCUCAACGCAAGGAAGAUGGAGAGGAUGGCGGUGACGAUCCACGUAAAUUAAAACCAGGCGAAAUAGAUCCGAAUCCAGAAACAAAACCAGCGCGUCCGGAUCCGAAAGACAUGGAUGAAGAUGAAUUGGAAAUGCUGUCCGAAGCGCGUGCACGUCUUGCCAAUACUCAAGGUAAAAAGGCUAAGCGUAAAGCACGAGAAAAACAAUUAGAGGAGGCUCGACGUUUAGCAGCUUUGCAGAAGCGUAGAGAACUGCGUGCUGCGGGUAUUGGCAGCGGCAACCGGAAACGUAUCAAAGGCAUAGAUUACAAUGCGGAGAUUCCAUUCGAAAAGCGUCCAGCUAUUGGUUUCUAUGAUACAGCGGACGAGAAUGUGGAGAAACUUGGACCGGACUUUAAUAAGAUGCGUCAACAAGAUCUUGAUGGUGAAUUGCGUUCGGAAAAAGAAGAACGCGAACGAAAAAAAGAUAAGCAAAAGUUGAAGGAGCGAAAAGAUAGCGAUAUGCCAUUGGCCAUGCUGCAAAACUUAGAACCCGAAAGGAAACGCUCGAAAUUGGUUCUACCUCAGCCACAAAUUUCGGAUCAGGAAUUGCAACAGGUUGUCAAACUAGGACGUGCUAGUGAAAUAGCUAAAGAGGUGGCAGGUGAAAGUGGUGUCGAGACGACAGAUGCGCUCUUAGCCGAUUACUCCAUAACACCGCAAGUUACAUCGACACCACGCACUCCCGCACCUUUUACUGACCGCAUUAUGCAGGAGGCACAAAACAUGAUGGCACUCACGCACGUGGAUACCCCAUUAAAAGGCGGAGUUAAUACUCCUCUGCACGAAUCUGAUUUCUCGGGAGUUCUACCAAAGUCUGCAACAAUUGCAACACCCAAUACAGUAAUUGCAACACCAUUUAGAACACAACGAGGAGGCGAAGCCGGAACACCUGGAUUUGCAACACCAGCAUCUAGUGCACUUGUGCCUCUGGGCAAAACGCCACAUGUUGGCGUAGGACAAACACCCACAUUAGUGCGUGAUAAAUUAAGCAUCAACCCGGAGGAAAAUUUAAAUGUCGGCGAUACACCAGCAAUUUAUAAGAACUAUCAAAAGCAAUUGAAAAGCACACUACGCGAAGGUUUGGCAACACUGCCUACACCACGCAAUGAUUACGAAAUUGUUGUACCAGAGCAUGACGAUCAGGAACCCGCUGAAACGACUUCAGUAAACGUAGUCGAGGAUCAAGCUGAUGUCGACGCACGUGAAAUCGCCGAAGAGAAUGCCAGGCGCCAGCGUGAAUUGGAAAAACGUUCACAGGCAAUUCAGCGCCAACUGCCGCGCCCAACUGAAGUUAACACAAAGAUUUUACGACCUCAAUCUGAGAAACAAAAUCUUACCGAUAUGCAAAAGUCCGAAGAGCUGAUCAAACAUGAAAUGAUCACAAUGCUUUUAUAUGACUCAGUAAAAGAUCCAGUGCCGGGACAAUCGCAAAAUAAAAUUGAACAGCUACAAAAUUACUUCAAAGCAAAUCCAUAUGAAGAAUUCAAGAAACCCGAUUUAGAGAAGUCAGCAAACCUAAUCAAGGAUGAAAUGGAAGUUGUUAAAGAGGGUAUGGGACACGGAGAUUUGCCGAUGGAUGUAUAUUCUCAAGUGUGGCAAGAAUGUUUGGGUCAAGUGCUCUACUUACCAUCACAAAACCGCUAUACACGCGCCAAUUUGGCGAGCAAAAAAGAUCGUUUGGAAUCGGCCGAGAAACAAUUGGAGCAAAAUCGACGCCAUAUGGCUAAGGAAGCGAAACGUUGCGCCAAAAUCGAGAAGAAACUGAAAAUUCUAACUGGCGGCUAUCAAGCAAGGGCGCAAGCAAUGAUCAAACAAUUGCAAGACACGUACGAUCAAAUCGAACAAAAUUCAUUGGCUCUGUCAACAUUUAAAUUUCUGGCUGAACAAGAAGCAGUCGCCAUACCGAGACGUUUAGAGUCAUUACAAGAGGAUGUGCGGCGGCAAAUGGAGCGAGAAAAGGAAUUACAACAGAAAUAUGCUAAACUGCUUGAAGAACUUGAACAGAUGCAUCAGGAAUUAGACGCAUACAAAAUCAGUGAAGAAAGUAAUGGAAUUUCAACAUGAAUUCUGUACAAGAACCAAAGCUGGAAGCUCCAGUGUGAAUACUAAAAGUGAAUUGCGAACUUGCAUGCCAAAGUAAAAAUAAUAAUUUCCAAAUUUAAAUAAAAUUGAAAUACUUCAGAUUACUUUCAAUCUAA
This is a messenger RNA of Anastrepha obliqua, 2706 nucleotides long. It is a transcript of the gene Cdc5, whose product is annotated as cell division cycle 5-like protein. The transcript is spliced from 6 exons. The coding region runs from base 149 to 2572 and encodes 807 amino acids. Gene Ontology annotation, biological process: mRNA splicing, via spliceosome; regulation of transcription by RNA polymerase II. Lineage: Eukaryota; Metazoa; Arthropoda; Insecta; Diptera; Tephritidae. The record is from RefSeq and is a predicted model, not a curated record. Gene Ontology annotation, molecular function: RNA polymerase II transcription regulatory region sequence-specific DNA binding; DNA-binding transcription factor activity, RNA polymerase II-specific. Gene Ontology annotation, cellular component: spliceosomal complex; Prp19 complex.